This is a messenger RNA of Anguilla rostrata (American eel), 4002 nucleotides long. RefSeq names its product thymopoietin a (gene tmpoa). The transcript has 12 exons. NCBI's taxonomy places the organism in Eukaryota, Metazoa, Chordata, Actinopteri, Anguilliformes, Anguillidae. Gene Ontology annotation, molecular function: DNA binding. The coding region runs from base 417 to 2480 and encodes 687 amino acids. The record is from RefSeq and is a predicted model, not a curated record.
GUAUUGGAUGGUUCACAACACACAGGCUGCCCCUUUCCCACCGCGGUCGGUUGCUAGUGGGCCGGGUACAAAGUGUAGCUUUCUUUCUUAGUAUGUCUGGCGUGUUUUGUUACUACUAGAACAGGCUAAAGUUAUCCUUUCCGUUCUAUGUCGCCCCUGCGCAUUCGCUGGAAGAGGGCAAGCUUUGCACGCAAAAGGAAAUAGAAACAGGAAUUGUUGCUUGAGACCAGUUAAGCUAGCUAGCGAAUUCGCUGUCUAGCUCGCUAAAUUAUCGUUGCCUCGCUAUUUUACUCCAACAGGAGACGCGAGUUGGAUAGCGUCAUCCAAACAUUUAUUUUUGUAGUGAAUGUAAAUUGGUUAGAUUACCACCAGUUGUGCCAGUUUUACAUUUAUUGUUAUACUAGAGCUAAGCAGACAUGUCGGAAUUUCUCGAAGAUCCAUCGAUUCUCACUAAGGAUAAACUGAAGAGUGAGCUGUUGGCGAACAAUGUGUCUCUGCCGAGCGGCGAGCACAAGAAAGACGUUUAUGUGCAGCUGUACCGCAAGACCCUGACCGUGCAGAACAAGAAGAAAAGCGCCCCGGACGCCUUCUCCAGCGACGAAGAGUUACCUCCGCCGGUGGUCUCUAAUAAAAGUCGUUCAGGAAGGAAAGCCACUAGGAAGACGGACAAGCCUCCAGCGGAUGAAGUGGACGUUGCUGACCUAACUGACGAGAGCUUGAAGGAACAGCUCCAGAAGUAUGGAGUCAGUGUAGGACCCAUUGUCGCCUCCACCCGCAAGCUGUAUGAAAGAAAGCUGCAGAAGCUGAUGGAGCAGGGCCCCCCCGAGGCUGCACCCCCACCCGCUGCCCCUGCAAAGAUCGGAAGCAACCAGAACGGCAACACAGACUCCGACCAGUACAGUGACAAGGAGGAAGAGGAGAGGGCGGUGCCUGAACCAGAACCUGAGCCAGAACCUGAACCAGAACCAGAGCCAGUUCCUGUUGUGGAGAAACCUGUGAGAAGCAGAGGGAAAACCCCCCAGCGCACCCGCCGUCAGGACCACAACCGAGAGGAGGAGGAGCAGGAGGAGCAGGCAGAAGAUCAUCAUGUCCUGAAUGUGAAGAGAAGGCCGAGGCGCUCCUCCCUGCGGCUGGACCAGAGGGUCCCCGCCAGCAACAAUGCCCAGGAUGUUCCUGAUGUUCCCGCCCCCAGGCCAGUUACUCCCGCCCCCAAGCAAGUUACUCCCGCCCCCAAACCAGUUACUCCCACCCCCAGGCCUGUUACUCCCACCCCACAGGGAAAGGGCUCUAGACUUGCCAAAGAAGUGGGGGCACUGCAGGAGCCAAAAAGUCUGUUGGUGAUCAAGCCUUCAGAGCUGUCCCCCUUGCCUAAUUUUGAGGGGGUGGAUUUGCGCUCCCCUUCACCUCAUUUUGCCCACGUCCCCUCAACCAGAGGCGUCCAGGAGCAGCCAUCUUUACAACGGCCAGCUCAGGUGGAACCUCUGUCACCUGUAAUCAAUCGGGCGGAGCUCUCUUCCCUUUACCAGCCACUGCUGCAGCAGGAUGUUCCUGAUGUUCCCGCCCCCAGGCCAGUUACUCCCGCCCCCAGGCUAGUUACUCCCACCCCCAAGCCAGUUACUCCCGCCCCACAGGGAAACGGCUUUAGACUUGCUAAAGAGGAGUCCAUGGGGGCACAGUGGGAGCCUAAAAGUCUGUUGGUAAUCAAGCCUUCAGAGCCGUCUCCCUUGCCUAAGUUUGAGGGGGUGAAUUUGCGCUCCCCUUCAACUCGUUUUGCCCUCGUCCCCUCAACCAGAGGCGUCCAGGAGCAGCCAUCUUUACAACGGCCAGCUCAGGUGGAAUCUCUGUCACCUGUAAUCACUCAGGAGGGCUUGGUGUCUGCAGGGCCCAGGAGCGACACCCCUUGCAGGGAGAAACUUCAGAGAAUCAUCCCCUUCCCAAGUGCGGUCACCCCAGUGAGGGGACAGGGAAGUGCCUUUCAGUGGACUGGGGUUGAAGAGAGGCUAACGGCAAGCAAUCCAGUGUCUGUGGUGGGAGAGAAGGAUUUUCUGAAGGAGAUGUUCCCCAAUGAGCCCUGCACACCCACAGGCAUCAGUGCUACCUGUCGGCGGCCAAUCCGAGGGGCAGCAGGGCGUCCCCUCACUGCGACUGACUUCUGGCUGGACGAAUCGCGGCGGCGCAGCGAGCGCAUAGAGACCAGCACCUCCUACAUCGAGAGCCGCACCACGCCGCGAGCGGCAGCCCCCCUCCUCUCCGCCUCCACCUCCUCCUCCUCCUACUCCUCCUCCUCUUUCUCCUCCUCCUCCUCGCUGGCAGCUCCCUCCGCUGGCCCGGCUCGCCCACGGCGCUCCCUGCCUGUGUGGCUGCAGCUGCUGCUGCUCAGUGCCGUGGCCGGGUUCCUCCUCUUCGUCUACCAGUCCAUGGAGACCAACCAGAUCAACCCAUUCGGCAGCUCCAAGAGUCUGGAGGGUGCUGGCCAGUAAGGAGGCCCUGACCCUGCCCCGCCCCGCCCCGCCCUGCCCUGUCAUCACCACCUCCAUGUCCUCCCAUCUCCAGUGAACUUACACGGUCUACUCCUCUCAGACAUGACCCAGCCCACCGUCACCGACCCUCGCCAGCUCCACUUCAGCUGAGGAUUAGCUAUGCCCUCUCUUCCCUUUCACAUGGAUUUCAUCUCUCCAUCUUCUCUCCUUGGCUUUUUGUCUCUCUUCUUCCUCUCAUCCCCUCAUCCUCCCUCACUAUAUAUUGGUUACACAGCCCCCACCCCAGUCCCUAGCUCCCCCCCCCCCCCCUGGCACACUUUCUCAGAUGAUGUGUAUGAGAUGUUUUCUUUCUAAAACACCCCCUCCUCCCCCAACCGAAAGAAAGUAAAAACUGGCUUCCAAAACACAUGGACCUCAUUUAUAUGACAUUCUCUUGUUUUUGCAUCUGUGAGCAUUCAUUGGAAUUCAGGAUUUUUGUCUGUGAAUGAGUAUGUACCGGCUUUGUGCUUUUUGUCUGAUGCUCUGACCCUCUUCACCCUCGUGGAAGCAAGAGGGGGGAGGUCAUUCUGCCCUUUUGGGAUCGAGUCUGAAAAUGCUGGCGGGGCAAACACACUAAUCGAGGCCCCAAGACAGAGCCACAGUGUGUCUUGGUCCUAUAAAGGCUCUGUCUACAGCCUGUGUUUCAGACAGUCUAUGUGGAAGUACCUGUGCACCUAAGAGCACUUACUCUCCCUGAAAUUUUUAAGCACACUAGAAUAUCUCAAUAUGUAGCCCAGGUACUUCUGUCUAGACUUUAAUUUAUUAACCUUUCAAUACACCAUGAUCUGCAUUUCGAUUGGGAAGUUUUAAAAUGAUUUUAAUGAUUGUGCUAAUAUCAGCGAUUGGUGAAGUUAGUAGUGUGGUCAGCGGUAGAUGGUGAGGCAGAUUCUUGUCUGUGCUCUCUGAUUAAGGCACAUUUAUGCUUUAUGUUCCGCUAUUGAAUUGUUUGCACUCCUUUCUCUUCCCCUCUCUCUUACCCCCCCAAAAUCAGUCAACUGAUCAAUACACCAAGUGCCCGGCUGAGUGACAGGUUCUACAGAACAUGGGCGAUUUGGCCCCCGGUGUCUAAUCCAGGGCAGGCUUGAUUAUGAUUACCACCCACCCCUCCUUUCCCUGGGGUCUAAUGUACGCAGCUAUAUCAUGAAUAAGAAUCAUGUUUUAAAAGUGCAAAUGGAAAAUUUCCAAAGGGUUGUUCAUAUAGAUGGUAUAUGCAUUUUUGUUGUUGUCAUUGUAGCAUUUAAACCAUGGACAAGAGUAUCAUUAUAAAUAAUGAAAAGACAAAUAGCAAGUUGCUGCCUUAAGGCAAGUAUAUCCAUUUUAAAACAACCAGAAUAUAUCCAUGUAACCUUGGGAUUCUUUGAUUUUGGACAUUUGUGCCAUAUGGAGUAGGACCGAUGUUUAGUCAUGUUUGCCUGUGAACUUUUUUUGUAACUGCAGUAUUUUUCUAAUGUGUGUCUUAAGAAAAUAAAGCAUCCAAAAUGUU